Leptopilina boulardi is the source of this 974-nucleotide messenger RNA. Its product is annotated as dynein light chain Tctex-type protein 2B-like. NCBI's taxonomy places the organism in Eukaryota, Metazoa, Arthropoda, Insecta, Hymenoptera, Figitidae. Gene Ontology annotation, molecular function: dynein intermediate chain binding. The record is from RefSeq and is a predicted model, not a curated record. Gene Ontology annotation, biological process: microtubule-based movement. The coding region runs from base 234 to 776 and encodes 180 amino acids. Gene Ontology annotation, cellular component: cytoplasm; cytoplasmic dynein complex. The transcript is spliced from 4 exons.
AUUUAUGCCUAUGUAUUUUUUAAAACGAUUCAAGAUUCACUGUGAAUAAGUUAAAUUAAAAAAAAAAAUUGUCAGAAAAUUGUAUUUAUUAUAAUUUUUGAAAAAUUUUCAAUUGUUUUUAUAAAAAAUUUUUUUUUAAUUUCAAUUGUUUUAAUUUUGGUAUUUCUUUUUUUUCGUUAUACCAUGAUCGUUUGGUUUCAUUGCUUAGAAAAUAAUAAUCUUUUACGAGAAAAAUGUCAAGUUCAAAGGCUAUAAAUCGCGACGAUGGAAAAUCGCCGAGAGGAUCAUCUGCAUUAGACAGAUUGUCUAACACUCAAAGCUCCCAUGGAUCCGAUCAGCUAAAUCGAAAGUCACUUUCAGGACUAAAUGUACCAACAGGAAAUUUUUUCCGAAAACUCGCCGAUGGUUCAUGGAUGCCAAGAUACCAGAACAGCUAUCGUUUAGAACCUUAUAAUCGAUUUAAUCCGGAAGUAGCUGAUUCCAUAAUAAAAAAUAUAAUGGUUAAAAAAUUAUCGACUCUAACGUUAUAUGAUCCUACGGAAGUUGAAAAAUUAAUCACAGACAUAAUUAACGAAGUAUUGAAAGCCCUUAUAAAACGUGAUUACGAUAGAUGCAAGCUCGUCGUACAAGCGAGCGUGGUGCAGAAUGCUUUUCAAGGCAUUAAUGUCGGAUUGGGGUGUCUUUGUGACAGCGAGCGUGAUAAUUACUCUUAUUACGUCUAUGAAAAUAUUCACAUACAUGCAUGGUGUAUGGCAUUUGCUGUAUAUUAUGAAUAACAACUCUGCAUUUUAGAAAGCAUAAAUUAAAUACAUAUAGAAGGGUAUUUAAAAUCAUUCAUUUGGAAAUUUCAAUAUUUUAAAAAAUCCUUUUCACAAAACGAAAAAAAAACAUGUGUGUGUUAUAAAUGGUUUUAUGAAUUUUUUAUAAUAUUUUUUUUUUUAAUCCAAGUAUUACAUAACUAAUGUGUGUGUGUG